Molecule: messenger RNA, 8938 nt
Organism: Cheilinus undulatus (humphead wrasse)
Lineage: Eukaryota; Metazoa; Chordata; Actinopteri; Labriformes; Labridae
Gene: abca2
Product: ATP-binding cassette, sub-family A (ABC1), member 2
Exons: 50
Coding region: 306-7880 (2524 amino acids)
Biological process (GO): transmembrane transport; lipid transport
Cellular component (GO): intracellular membrane-bounded organelle; membrane
Molecular function (GO): ABC-type transporter activity; lipid carrier activity; ATP binding
Source: RefSeq, a predicted model, not a curated record
UCCUGCUCUAACUCCGGGGCUGAUCGCUGCUCCGCCGGCGGACUGACGGAGGAUGACAGUCCCGUCCCGACCUCUCCCGCCGCUCGGUGACUCCUUCUCCUCCUCCUCUGCUCCACACUGAGUCUCAUACCAGGACAGCUGGAUUCUCAGGGGCCAGGAGAGACACGUCUGCACUGCUGACUGCUGGGAUGCUCGGUACCGGGACUGGUCUUAUUCCCGGCAGGUUGUUUGGAUGCAGUCACCGCAGGCCACCUCCACCGCUCGGUACAUUUAGGACACAGUGAGGCGGGAGAAGAGGAGCAAAGAUGGGCUUCAUGCACCAGCUCCAUCUGCUGCUGUGGAAGAACAUCUCUCUGAAGAGGAGGGGGCCGUGGGUGCUGGCCUUUGAGAUCUUCAUCCCAUUGGUCCUUUUCUUCAUCCUUCUUGGCCUGAGGCAGAAGAAGCCGGCCAUUCCUGUCAAGGAAGUGUCCUUUUACAGCGCCGCUCCUCUCACCUCUGCUGGCAUCAUUCCCAUCAUGCAGUCUCUGUGCCCGGAUGGACAGAGGGAUGAAUUUGGUUUCCUGCAGUACAAAAACUCCACUGUGACCCAGCUGCUGGAGCGGAUCAGUGAAGUGGUCGAACAGAAUCGACUCUUCACGUCGGACCGGCCUGGUUUGGGUCAGGAGCUGGAGACGCUGCAGCAGCACCUUGAGAGCCUGAGCUCGUCAUCUUUACCUCCAGACUACACCUUCAACAACAGUCAAGGUUUUACUCUAGCCAGUGUGUUCAGGAACCAGACGUCUUUCCAGCAGUUUCUUCUGAAGAAUCUCUCUCUGUCUGAGCCCACCAGCGCUCUGCUGCUGCACACACCUGUCAGCCUCCGAGAGGUGUAUCGUCUUAUCUUUGGAACAGCUCUCAGGGACGGAGGGGGAGCCCAAACUCUGAUUCAAGGGGCCAAAGACACAAAACAAAAGCCAGGAGACAAAAUUCAUCAUUUACAGGAGCAGCUGCUGGGAGACGGCCAUGGUCUGGAUGGAGGGCUGAUACACAAAGCUUUACAUGAUCCAGCGCAGGCAGCCCACAGGCAGACUCUGCUCAAACUCAUGUCCCAUGCUUUGGGCCUCUCAGAGGGCUCAGGAAACCAGAGAACCGACCUGCAGGCCCUGACAGAGGUGGAGGAAGUCCUCCUGACUGGAGCCAUGCUGGAGGUCCUCACCUGUGAGGGAGGCGGGGCCAGUGAACUUGGAAAAAUCCUGCUGGUGCCGGAAAAGCAGCUUCCGUUGCUACAGGCCUAUCGUAGCACAGUGUGCAGUGGAGGGGAAGCACAGAGGUCAGAGCGCUUCAGGCAGAUGAGCCAAGAGCUGAGAGAGCAGAUGAACAUGCAGAGAGUCACUGAGAAGCUUCACCUGGAGCGACCCCGCUCUCUGGCUCCUCUCUCUCAGUCCCACAUGAGGGCACUGUUGAAGGACCUGGCAGAUAUAGAGAGACUUCUCAAAGAUGUGGACCUGCUCUCCGGACUUGCUCGUCUACUGCCAAAAGGAGCCUGUGCUGGUCGAGCCCCAGCCUCCCCUACAAACGUGAGCUGGCCCCUGAAUGCCACCACCUGGGGCCCCAACACAACAGACACCCCCAGAGAGGAAGAGGAAGAGAGGGGAGCAGAGGGAGGAGGAGGUGGGGGAGAGAAAGGGAAGGAGGCAGCGGAGAAUCCUCAUUCUCAGUUUUCAGCGUUUGUGCAGCUGUGGGCUGGACUGCAGCCAAUCCUGUGUGGGAACAACAGGAUCAUCGAGCCGGAGGCUUUGAAGCAGGGGAACAUGAGCUCUCUGGGAUUCACCAGCAAAGAACAGAGGAAUCUCGGCCUACUGGUUCACUUGAUGACUACAAAUCCCAAGAUCCUCUAUUCCCCCAUUGGCUCCCAGGUGGAUAAAGUGAUUCAGAAGGCAAAUGAGACGUUUGCAUUUGUGGGGAACGUGACACACUACACCCGUGUGUGGCUGAACAUCUCGGCCCAGCUCAGGAUGUUUCUGGAGGAAGGCUGGCUGCACAACCGCCUGGUGUGGCUGCAGCAGCUGUCCUCUGAGCUGCAGCAGCACCCCGAGCUGUUGAACGGCACCGACAGUGAGCUGAUGCAGAGUCUGAUGGAGGGAAACUACAGCCUACCUAACACCUCCACCCUGCUGGAGCAGCUGGACACCAUCGACAACGCUGCCUGUGGCUGGACGCGCUUCAUGUCUAAGGUCAGUGUGGAUGUCUUCAAAGGUUUCCCUGAUGAAGACAGCAUCGUCAACUACACGCUGAACCAGGCCUACCAGGACAAUGUGUCCGUGUUUGCCAGUGUGAUUUUCCAGACUAACAACGAUGGCUCACUACCGCCUCACGUCCUUUACAAAAUCAGACAAAACUCCAGCUUCACUGAGAAGACCAAUGAGAUCAGACGAGCCUACUGGCGUCCAGGACCCAACACCGGGGGCAAAUUCUACUUUCUGUAUGGUUUCGUUUGGAUCCAAGAUAUGAUAGAGCGAGCCAUCAUCAACACGUUUGUAGGCCAUGACGUGGUGGAGCCUGGUAACUACGUCCAGAUGUUUCCCUAUCCGUGUUACACCAGAGAUGACUUUCUGUUUGUGAUCGAGCACAUGAUGCCUCUGUGCAUGGUGAUCUCCUGGGUUUACUCAGUGGCCAUGAUGAUUCAGCACAUUGUGGCAGAGAAGGAGCACCGGCUCAAAGAGGUGAUGAAGAUGAUGGGUCUGAAUAAUGCGGUCCACUGGGUGGCCUGGUUCAUCACUGGCUUCGUCCAGCUGUCCAUCUCUGUCACCGCUCUGACGGCCAUCUUGAAGUAUGGCCGCGUGCUGCUCCACAGUGACCCCUUCAUCAUCUGGCUCUUCCUCACCAUCUAUGCUGUGGCCACCAUCAUGUUCUGUUUUUUGGUGUCAGUGAUCUACUCCAAGGCCAAGCUGGCUUCAGCAUGUGGAGGAAUCAUCUACUUCCUCAGCUAUGUCCCCUACAUGUAUGUGGCCAUCAGGGAGGAGGUGGCUCACGAUAAGAUCACAGCAUUUGAGAAAUGCAUCGCAUCUCUGAUGUCAACCACUGCCUUCGGCCUGGGCUCCAAGUAUUUCGCUCUGUAUGAGGUUGCAGGAGUCGGCAUCCAGUGGCGGACCAUCAGCCAGUCACCAGUGGAGGGUGAUGACUUUAACCUAGGCCUGUCCAUGAUGAUGCUCAUCAUCGAUGCCGGCGUGUAUGGUGUGCUCACCUGGUACAUCGAGGCUGUGCAUCCUGGAAUGUAUGGACUGCCACGCCCAUGGUACUUCCCUCUGCAGAGAUCCUAUUGGUCAGGUAGCGGGCGUGUGGAGACAUGGGAUUGGCCGUGGUGUGGAGGCGGAGCGACCAGGCUCAGUGUGAUGGAGGAGGAUCAAGCAUGUGCCAUGGACCAGAGGAGAUCAGAGGAGAUGCGGGGUAUCGAGGAGGAGCCGAGUCACCUGCCGCUGGUCGUGUGUAUUGACAAACUGACCAAAGUUUACAAAACCGGCAGCAAACUGGCCUUGAACAAGCUGAGCCUGAACCUCCAUGAAAACCAGGUGGUCUCCUUCCUUGGACACAAUGGAGCCGGCAAGACCACCACCAUGUCCAUCCUGACAGGCUUGUUCCCACCCACGUCAGGCUCAGCCACCAUAUAUGGUCAUGACAUCCGCACAGAGAUGGAACGUAUCCGUCAGAACCUUGGCAUGUGUCCACAGCACAACGUCCUGUUUGACAAGCUGAGCGUGGAGGAACACCUGUGGUUCUAUUCCAGACUGAAAGGGAUGGCUGAGGAAGACAUACGCAAGGAGAUGGACAAGAUGAUUGUUGACUUGGAGUUAUCAAACAAGCGUCACAGCUUGGUGCAGACUUUAUCUGGUGGUAUGAAGAGGAAGCUCUCAGUGGCUAUCGCCUUUGUUGGCGGCUCCCGGGCUGUCAUCCUGGAUGAACCCACAGCCGGUGUGGACCCCUAUGCUCGCAGAGCAAUCUGGGACCUCAUCCUCAAGUACAAACAGGGCCGGACCAUCCUGCUGUCCACACACCACAUGGAUGAAGCUGACCUUCUGGGGGAUCGAAUCGCCAUCAUCUCACAUGGGAAACUAAAGUGCUGCGGCUCGCCACUCUUUUUAAAAAGCACCUACGGAGACGGAUACAAACUGACACUGGUGAAGAAGCAAAGUGAAGGUCGAGGUCAGGGCAUCCAGCUGCAGCCUCCCUCUUCUCUGUCUCCGUCCUCUUCUUUGUCGCCUUGCUCAGAGGCUCGAGUCACUCAGUUUAUUCGCCAGUUUGUGGCUUCUUGCCUGCUGGUGUCUGACUCCAACACGGAGCUGUCCUACGUGCUGCCAUCGGAGGCUGUGAAGAAGGGCUGCUUUGAGAGGCUAUUUCAGGCUCUGGAGCAGAGUUUGGACAGCCUUGCUCUGACUAGCUUCGGUGUGAUGGACACCACGCUGGAAGAAGUUUUCCUCAAAGUGUCUGAAGAGGACCAGUCUCUGGAGAACAGUGACGCUGACAUGAAGGGCUCCCCUGGGGGCAGCUCAGUGGGGAAGUCCUCCGUGGGUUCAAGCGGGGGUCCACAAAGCGAGACGGGCCCUGCGGUGGAGGGUGAUAAGCCAGAGGUAGAGCUGAGUAAUCUGGUGAUGUGCUCGAGGCUGAGCCAGAGCCAGUCCUCCCUGAAAUCCUCCUCGUCUGUGGGAUCAGUACGAGGAGAUGAGGGGGGACUCUAUGCGGAUUUCUACGGAGAUUACUGUCCACUCUUCGACAACGGCCAGGAGUCGGACUCAGCCAGCCUGAGGGAUGCAGAGAACCUGUCGUCCCCGGAGCCCGAGGUCCUGGAGGGGCAGGGCAGCUUCAAACUGGAGGGGUGGUGGUUAAAGCUUAGUCAGUUUCAUGGCCUCAUCGUGAAACGGUUCCACUGUGCCAAGAGGAAUACUAAAGGCCUCUUCUCUCAGAUCCUCUUGCCUGCCUUCUUCGUCUGUGUGGCCAUGACCGUGGCGCUGUCUGUGCCUGAGAUCGGGGAUCUGCCCCCUUUGAUCUUGUCCCCCUCUCAGUAUCACAACUACACCCAACCCCGGGGCAACUUCAUCCCAUAUGCCAACGAAGACAGACCUCAGUACAGGAGUAAGCUCUCCCCAGAUGCCAGCCCCCAGAAGAUCACUAACACCCUGCGUCUGCCCUCGGGUGUGGGGGCCACCUGCAUCCUCAAAACACCCUUUAACAGCACCCUGGACCAGCUCGCGCAGACGCUCAACCCCAGCGCCAACAACUCCAAGACCCUGGCAGCCCGUUACUUUGACUCUAUGUGUCUGGACUCCUUUACCCAGGGAGUCCCUCUCUCCAACUUUGUGCCCCCUCCCCCCUCACCAGCCCCUUCAGACGACCCAGAUCCUCGCUUUGAGGAUGGACUGUGGAACUUUACAGUGGCCCCUCCUACCACAGUUCAUGAGCCAGUGACGUCUCCUCCCACCCUACCCCUCUCCAUCCACGAGCCGGUGCGUUGUAUAUGUUCCAUGCAGGGGACGGGCUUUUCCUGCCCCAGCGGGGUGGGAGGGCGGCCCCCCCUCAUGAAAGUGGUGACAGGUGACAUCCUGGUGGACAUCACAGGUCGGAACGUGUCGGAGUACCUGCUCUUCACAUCAGACAGACUGCGCCUGCACAGAUACGGUGGUUUAACCGUGGGGAACAUUCAGAAGUCAAUCCCAGCAUCCUUUGGAAGCAACUUACCUCCAAUGGUGAGAAAGAUUGCAGUUCGACGAUCAGCUCAGGUUCUGUACAACAACAAAGGUUACCACAGCAUGCCCACGUACCUGAACGUUCUCAACAAUGCCAUACUGCGUGCCAACCUGCCAGCAUCCAAAGGAAACCCUGCAGCCUAUGGUAUCACUCUGACGAACCAUCCAAUGAACAGAACCAGUGCAAGCCUGUCGUUGGACUACCUGCUGCAGGGCACUGAUGUGGUGAUCGCCAUCUUUAUCAUCGUAGCCAUGUCCUUUGUCCCGGCCAGUUUUGUGGUUUUCCUGGUUGCAGAGAAAUCAACCAAAGCCAAACACCUUCAGUUUGUGAGCGGCUGUGACCCCGUUAUCUACUGGCUGGCUAACUACAUCUGGGACAUGCUGAACUACCUGGUACCUGCCACCUGCUGUGUCAUUAUUCUGUUUGUGUUCGACCUGCCGGCCUACACCUCCCCCACCAACUUCCCUGCCGUCCUCUCCUUAUUUCUGCUCUAUGGUUGGUCCAUCACUCCCAUCAUGUACCCAGCAUCCUUCUGGUUCGAGGUUCCCAGCACAGCUUACGUCUUCCUCAUCGUCAUCAACCUCUUCAUCGGCAUCACUGCCACCGUCGCUACCUUCCUGCUGCAGCUCUUCGAACAUGACAAGGAUCUGAAAAAAGUCAACAGCUACCUGAAGUCCUGUUUCCUCAUCUUCCCAAACUACAACCUGGGCCACGGUCUGAUGGAGAUGGCCUACAACGAGUACAUCAACGAAUACUACGCUAAAAUAGGCCAGUUUGACAAGAUGAAGUCUCCCUUCGAGUGGGAUAUUGUGACCCGAGGACUCGUUGCCAUGACCAUCGAAGGCUUUGUUGGCUUCCUCAUCACCAUCCUCUGCCAGUACAACUUCCUCAGGAAACCCCCGAGAGUGCCGGUCAGCUGCCAGCCCAUUGACGACGAUGAUGUAGAUGUAGCCUGUGAGAGACAUCGAGUGCUGCGAGGAGACGCCGACAACGACAUGUUGAAGAUCGAGAAUUUGACCAAGGUGUAUAAAUCCAGGAAGAUGGGUAGGAUCCUAGCUGUGGACCGCCUCUGUCUGGGGGUCCGGCCUGGUGAGUGUUUUGGUCUGCUGGGAGUGAACGGAGCUGGGAAGACCACCACCUUCAAGAUGCUGACGGGUGAUGAGUGCACAACUGGAGGAGAGGCCUUCAUCAGUGGCAACAGUAUCCUGAAGGAUCUGCUUCGUGUGCAGCAGAGUAUCGGUUACUGUCCACAGUUUGACGCCCUCUUUGAUGACCUGACGGCCAGAGAACACCUGGAGCUGUACACUCGCCUCCGUGGGAUUCCCUGGAAGGACCAGGACAGGGUUGUCCAGUGGGCACUGGAAAAGCUGGAGUUGUCUAAGUAUGCAGACAAACCUGCCGGCACCUACAGUGGAGGAAACAAACGGAAGCUGUCCACUGCCAUCGCCCUGAUCGGAUACCCCUCACUCAUCUUCCUGGAUGAGCCCACCACUGGGAUGGACCCAAAGGCACGCAGAUUCCUUUGGAAUUUAAUCCUCGACAUCAUCAAGACGGGACGCUCUGUCGUGCUGACAUCACACAGCAUGGAGGAGUGCGAGGCUUUGUGUACCAGACUGGGCAUCAUGGUUAACGGCAGGUUUAAAUGUCUGGGCAGCAUCCAGCACCUGAAGAACAGGUUUGGAGACGGCUACAUGAUCACAGUGAGGACGAAGAGCAGCUCCAAUGUGAAGGAGGUGGUCCGAUUCUUCAAUAGAAACUUCCCUGAGGCCGUACUGAAGGAGCGUCACCACACCAAGGUGCAGUACCAGCUGAAGUCAGAGCGGAUCUCUCUGGCUCAGGUCUUUAGUAAGAUGGAGCAGGUGGUGGAGGUUCUGGGCAUCGAGGAUUACUCCGUCAGUCAGACCACACUGGACAACGUGUUUGUUAAUUUUGCAAAGAAACAGAGUGAUAACCUGGAGCAGCAGGAGGUGUCCCCCCCUGUUGGUGGACAGUCACCUCUGCAGCGUAUCCUAAACCUGCUGAAGUCUCGGCCGGCAAACACGGAGCUGAACGCGCUGAUCAGUGAGGCACCAGAGGAGCUGGAGACUGACGAUGAUGAAGGACUCAUCAGCUUUGAAGAGGAAAGGGUGCAGCUCUCCUUCAACACGGACACUCUUUGCUGAAACAAGCCGCUGAAUCAGACGUAGCGACAGAAGCAGCCAGUCUGAGCUCUGAGGUGGAGCACAGAGCUGCAGAUUUAACCCUGAAGAGGCAGUGCAAAGAGGACCAGCAGAUCAGUUUUUACGCCUCACAUUCUUCACCCAGGAGGGACUGAGGGUUCAGAAGACCUGCAGAGUCUGAGACAAAUAGAGACAGAGCGCUCAAAGACUUAGUCCUUGAAUGUUUCCAUAUUUAAGCUUUUUCGAGAAUGUAUCUCUGGAUGGGUGCUGUCGGUGUGACUCUGAAUCGUACGCCUGCCAAAGAGCCUGACAUGACCUGAGCGGACCCUCGAUCCUGCACCCAACUCGACCUGCCUUGAGAGCAUGCUGUGAUGAAGUAGUCAUGUAUACAGUCUAUUUUUCUGUGGCCAGAAGAUUGAUUUAUUUUAGAUAUUGAAGCAGCGACAGACUGCAGUGUGAGAUUUGUUUUGCACUAACAGAAGACUGAGUGAAAAGCAUCAGGGGAAGGUGUGGAGCUGUUGGCCUUUUUGUUUUUAAAUCGAUGUCAGAGACAGAGGAAAUGUAAUGGCAUGGUUGUUGGCCUGACGGUGCCUCCCCUCUUUAACACUGUACAUGUAAACUUUCUACUUAAUGCUCUCUUUUGUGGGUUUAACGUUGUGGACUCUGCCAAGAAGAUCCUCCAUGAAGCAGUGUAAAAAUAAGAACUGACAGUAACUGCACUACCAUCACUGUGAUACUAAAGAGAACUCUCACAUCAGGAGAAUAUUUAACACCAUUACAAGUUUACUUUAAUUUUCAGAUACUUUCAGUGGAAUUUAAAGAAAUUAAAAUGUGCAGAUCCCCGGUGUUAUAAAACUAUGGAUGUUUAUCAGCUGUAUGUUUGGUUUGAACCGGCCUCUCUCAUGACUUCUGUGAUGAUUCAGUUGUAACUUGUCUUGUCAGAAUUAAUAACUGUUUCACUUCUUUCACUGAUAAUAAGUCAUAUUUUUGGUGAUUAUCAUUGCACUCUGGUGAGCGGUUUUCCUACUUUAAUGGGUUAUCAUUAAAGAAAAAUAAACUGA